Condylura cristata (star-nosed mole) is the source of this 2448-nucleotide messenger RNA. It is a transcript of the gene MIPOL1, whose product is annotated as mirror-image polydactyly 1. NCBI's taxonomy places the organism in Eukaryota, Metazoa, Chordata, Mammalia, Eulipotyphla, Talpidae. The transcript has 14 exons. The record is from RefSeq and is a predicted model, not a curated record. The coding region runs from base 530 to 1765 and encodes 411 amino acids.
GCGCCCAGAGGAGUUGUUUGCCGGCGCGCCCCACCUCCUCGGGGGAGUCCCGGGAGGCGCCCGGCAGUCGGCGAUUGGCUGGCGCGGUGGUUUCACGUCGGUUCUCCGACACCCUGGGCUGGCGAGCGGAGCGGGCGCCUGGGGCGGUGCCGGGCGCAGUCAGCUAAUCCAAAAGUAAAUGAGGAGAACUUAGAAAAAAAUUGCCAACUCCAGAUCAACAUAUUUAGAGAAAAUUGGAAAAGGAGAAGCUUACUACAGCUUUAUUUAAGGACUUUUUAAAGAACGCAGAGUUCUUGCUGUGAGCUUCAAAUCUUCGAGCAAAAACCAGAGACAUUGCCAGAGCAAACAAGAAUAGAAGUGCAAAUGGAGGACUGGUCAAAAGAAAUCCUCAUUGCCUGUAUUUUAUAAUCAACCAAUAUAGAGUUUAAGACCAGGACAAGGCUGCAUUAUUCCAGACACAGCCCCUACCAAUCUUGAGCAAGAAUCUACAGAGGGAAAUACAAAUACACAGCCAACUGAGCAAAGGACAAUGAGUUCUAAGGCAAGCCCGAAUCAAAAUCUCAGUGAAUUAGUUGUUGAAGCCAAAUAUGAGGGGACAAAACUGCCAGAGCAGAGUUCAAGGAAUUUUCAAGUCAUAAGCCCUUUUCCAGGUGAUGGGACAGCUCACUGCACUACUGAAAACUCCAACAUUAUGGACCAUAGAAAUAAUGAUUUGCAUUAUAAAUGUAUGAUUCCUUCUCAAGUUACUCCAGACAUAAAUAAAGAGAAGACAAUGGCAUUUCUUAUGAAAGACUUGGAAAUUCUCAGAGCAAGCAACAGAAAGCUUCAAGAAAAACUGACUAAAGAAGAUAAAGAAAAAAGAAAACUAAAGCUUAAGCUGGAACUCCAAGAGAAAGCAACUGAAGCUCAAAUUGCUGAAAAAACAGCAGCUCUGGUUGAAGAAGUGUAUUUUGCCCAGAGGGAACGUGAUGAAGCUGUUAUGUCUCGAUUGCAGUUAGCCAAUAAAGAGAGAGAUGAAGCAAUUGCACAAGCCAAGCAUAUGGAAAUGUCUCUAAAAGCGCUAGAAAAUAUUAACCCUGAAGAAAAUGACAUGACAUUACAGGAAUUACUGAACAGAAUAAACAAUGCAGACACAGAGAUAUCUAUUCAGAAGAAUGGAGCUAUAAUUGUGGAUAGAAUCUACAAGACCAUGGAAUGUAAAAAGAGAAUAACUGCGGAAGAAAUGAAUGCAGUGAUAGAAGAACGGGAUGCAGCUUUGUCGCAGUGCAAACGGCUGGAGCAGGAGCUUCAUCAUCUGAAAGAGCAGAACCAGACUUCAGCAAACAACAUGAGACAUCUGACUGCUGAAAACAAUCAAGAACGUGCUCUGAAGGCAAAAUUGUUAGCUAUGCAGCAAGCUAGAGAAACUGCAGUACAACAGUACAAAAAACUGGAAGAAGAAAUCCAAACACUUCGAAUUUACUACAGUUUACACAAAUCUUUGUCCCAAGAAGAAAAUCUAAAGGAUCAGUUUAACCAUAUCCUUACUACCUAUGAAGAAGCUUUAAAAAAUAGAGAGAACAUUGUUUCCAUCACUCAGCAACAAAAUGAGGAACUGGCUGCCCAACUGCAGCAAGCUCUGACAGAUCGAGCAAACAUGGAAUUAGAGCUGCGGCGUGCUGUGGAGGCCUCCCAGGCGGCCAAUGACAAAGUUCAGAAAUUGGAAAGGCUGGUGGACGUCCUGAGGAAGAAGGUUGGAACAGGGACCAUGAGGACAGUGAUCUGACUGAAAAACGACAGUCUGGGGAAGCGAUCACAUCUGGUGACCAGGCUGCUUCAUUCAACACUGUGUAAACACUAAAGCCUUAACUUAGCAAACAGUUGUUAGAAGUGGGACACUCCAACCACAUUCCAAGCUGAGAUAAAAUCAAAUCACAAAUGUUUAACCACUUUGCUGCUGACUUGAGUUACUUAUCCAAAUGUGUUAGCUAUAGACUUUUACCAGUUGGGUAGCUCUAAAGUUGUAACUAAUUCGGUAACUAUUUUAUAUCUCAAAGUAUAUAACAUAAAUCUUUUUACUGAUAGACUAUUUUAGGUAUAGUAAAAUUGAUCAGGGUCGUAUCUUCACAUAUGGCCCUUUCUGAAUGAAAAUGCAGCAAAGUAAAUAUUAUCUAAACCUUAAUCCACUGUGUUAGGUCAGAACUUCAGAGACAUACAUUUUCCACAUAGAGUUUACUUCUUAACUUAUGAGAGAGGCUCAGACUUAACAAUUUGUAGUUUUCCUUCAAUGCCUCCAUGUAAUCUUUGUUAUUAUUAAAGUACAUGAGGUGUAGAUGCUAAGCAUUAAAUAUAAUUUGCUUUAAUGAGAGUUUAGUACAUUGCAGUAUAUUUAGUACUGAUCAUGCAUGAUUUUUGUCUCAUUGCAAAUAAUACAGACUUUUCAAUAAAAAGAAGAUAUUGUUAUGAUGU